AUGAACUGCUUAGAAGAAAGUGGUGGUGUUACGGCGGAGGAGGAAUUUCGCCACAACAGUACCGUGCCUUAUGACUGUCAAAAGUCAAACUCACCGGGAAGGACAGGAGCGACCUGCACAGUCUGUGUAAAUCAUCUCAACUACACCGUCAGUGAGAAAGUUGGGCCUUGGUGGGAUGUUCAGGCAUACCAUACAAAGUGGACCAGACAUAUCUUGAAGGAUGUCUCAUUUUACGUGGAAAGUGGACAACUUAUGGGAAUUUUAGGAAACUCUGGAUCUGGAAAGACCACUUUGUUGGAUGCAAUUGCCGGAAGAUUAAGUAAGCAAGCAAACCUCCUUGGUGACGUAUAUGUGAAUGGCUGCAAACUUAGAAAGGAAGAAUUCCAUGACUGUUUUUCAUAUGUAUUACAGAGUGACAAUUUACUCAGCUACCUCACAGUGGAAGAGACCCUGAUUUAUACAGCUUUACUAGCACUACGUGGACAUUCUAACGCUAUCAAAAGAAAGGUGCAGUCUGUAAUGUUGGAGCUCAGUCUGAGUCAUGUGGCCAAUCAUAUAAUUGGAGGUCACGUUUUUCGGGGGAUUUCUGGUGGUGAAAGACGUCGGGUCUCUAUAGCAGCACAACUUCUCCAAGAUCCCAAAGUAAUUUUGCUUGAUGAGCCAACUACAGGGCUGGACAGUAUGACAUCCAACCAGAUUAUUCAGUUACUUUCUGAAUUAGCUCAUAAGAAUAGAAUAGUUAUCUUAACAAUUCAUCAACCGAGAUCAGAACUUUUCAAGUUGUUUGACAGAAUUGGCAUAAUGACCUGCGGAGAAUUGGUGUUUUGUGGGGGAACUGAAGAAAUGGUCGAAUUUUUCAGCAGCUGUGGCUAUCAGUGUCCUGAAUACUGCAAUCCAUUUGAUUUAUAUGUGGAUCUAACAUCUGUUGACACUAGAAGCAAAGAAAGAGAAAUUGAAACAUACAGUAGAGUCCAAGAGAUUUCAUUCUCCUAUCAAAAAUCAAAAAUAUUUAAUAAUGUGUUGGAGAAUAUUGAAGCAGCAAAGCGAGAAAAAGAAUCAUCAUCUAUUCCUUUCAAGAGCAGAGCAUCUCCAAAUACAGCUGCUAAACUCUGGAUACUGAUCAGACGAAUUGUAAGGAACUUAUCUAGAAACAAGACUGGGAUUAUCAUGCGUCUAUCCCAAAAUUUGCUCUAUGGUCUAUUUGUGGUGUUUUUUUUGAUGAAACUGAAUACUGAUCCAGAGAAGGGUGCAGUGCAAGACCGAAUUGGGAUAAUCUACCAAAGCAUAGGUGCCUCACCUUAUACUGGGAUGCUGAAUGCUGUCGCUUUAUAUCCUUCAUUACGGGCUGUUGGUGAUCAAGAAAGUUCAGAUGGUCUUUAUCCGAAAUGGCUGAUGUUCCUGGCUUAUAUUAUUCACAUCAUUCCCUUCAGCGUCGUCAGUGUGGCUUUUUACAGCUUCUUUGUCUACUGGACUUUGGGAAUGUUUCCAACGUGGGAACGGUUUGGAUGUUUCUUUGCUGUACUCAUAGUGCCACAUCUGGUUGGUGAACUACUGACACUGAUCUUGCUUGGUGUUGUUCAGAAUCCAAAUAUCGUAAACAGUGCUGUGGCUUUAAUUAAUGUAGCAGGAAUUCUACUUGGAUCAGGUUUUUUAAGAAGUGCAGAAGACAUGCCCGAACCAUUCCGGUGGCUGAGCUACCUCACGUUUCAGAAAUAUGGAGUGGAAGUCCUGAUGGUUAACGAAUUUUAUGGUUUAAAUUUCACAUGUGCCAAUGGUGAACAGUCAUCUCCGAACAGCACAAACAUUCCUUGCUGGUUUACACGAGGGAUUCAGUACCUUGAUUCGACAUAUCCUGGGGCACCUUCCAGAUUUGUGUUUGAUUUUCUAAUGCUAUAUGCGUUCUUGCCUGCUCUGGUUAUCCUCGGCAUUAUUAGUUUCAAGGUUAGAGAUUUAAUCAUCCAGAGGCACUGAGGACAAAAGGGCUGCAUAUUGAGAUGCUUACAACACUCCUGAAAGAAUGUGAGGAACUUAAUUAUGUAUCUUCCUUUUGAUUGUUUUUCUCUUUUCCUUAAACUUCAUCUGCUGCGGUAUAGGUGCAGGGUUUGGUUGCCCCACCAUACUUUGACACUGCUAAUAUUGUCAGACUGGUCAACAUAGCUCAGUCAGUUUAAUCCUGUUCUCAAAUAUAUAUCACUAAGGGGGAUGUUAAAGAAAGAGGAGCAGCCCUGACUGGCAUUUUAACCCCUUUUAUUCCACCCUGACACCUUGCUUGCCACUUCAGAUAAGAUUGACCUAGUACAGAUUUGGAAUCAAUCUUAGGAUGUUCUUGGUCUGUAUGGAUUAGCUUUAUAAUGAACAUACUCACUAAGUCAUGAGGAGAUGGAAUAGAUCCUUUACAUUUAAAUAGAUUUGGAAUUGGAACCUUCACAUUUAAAUGAAAAGUGAUCUAGAGUGGACUUAGGUAAUUUAAAUAAAAAAGUGGUGUGGCCCAUAAAUAGAAUCAGGUCUGAUAACUGGCCAUUUAACACUGGUCUCAAUGAUUUUGGGAAAUUAUCCCCCCAGAAACCCAAUUCGAAACAUUCUGUGACACAAUGAUAUCAAAUUGAUGUCAUAAGACUAUUUUGACAAAAGAUGUUAUGUAAGUUCUUGUCUUUUAAAUAUAACAGAUUUAAUGUAGCUAUUUGGCCAUGAUUUAUUUUCAUUUCAUCUGGCAGGUUUU
Molecule: messenger RNA, 2719 nt
Organism: Hemiscyllium ocellatum (epaulette shark)
Lineage: Eukaryota; Metazoa; Chordata; Chondrichthyes; Orectolobiformes; Hemiscylliidae
Gene: abcg5
Product: ATP-binding cassette, sub-family G (WHITE), member 5
Exons: 13
Coding region: 1-1971 (656 amino acids)
Biological process (GO): cholesterol homeostasis
Cellular component (GO): plasma membrane
Molecular function (GO): ATP binding; ATP hydrolysis activity; ABC-type transporter activity
Source: RefSeq, a predicted model, not a curated record